Molecule: messenger RNA, 636 nt
Organism: Suillus subalutaceus
Lineage: Eukaryota; Fungi; Basidiomycota; Agaricomycetes; Boletales; Suillaceae
Product: cytochrome c oxidase assembly protein COX16-domain-containing protein
Exons: 3
Coding region: 66-410 (114 amino acids)
Biological process (GO): mitochondrial respiratory chain complex IV assembly
Cellular component (GO): mitochondrial inner membrane
Source: RefSeq, a predicted model, not a curated record
UGUCAGUGUCAACGCCAGCAAUUGCAGUUGCAACUGAACUUUCGCGCUCCAGCCUGUAAUAUCUUAUGCCGUUUUCCUCAAAUCCCAUCAACCCAUCACCGCUUCAGUCAAGGUUGAAGCGGCAUCCUGCCCUGCUCGGUAUCCCAUUUCUUCUCAUCAUAGUUGGCGCCUCGUUUGGUCUUCAGACUUUCACGCAAACCCGAUAUGACUUACAGGAUCAGAAAGUCAAGCGGAUCAGCAACGAGCAAGCUCUAGGUCUCGAUCACAAGAAGAAAAAGUUUGACAUUAGGGAGGAAUACUAUAAACUAAGUGCUGCUGGAGAGCAAGACUGGGAACCCAAAAGAAUUGCAAGACCCAAUGACUUCCCUGAAUUGGGUGUUCCCCCUACUGAACCUCCAGCGAAAUCUUGAUAUAUCUGCUGCGCUACACUAUUAGCCACUCAAUAUUUCGUGCUCCAGGCGACCUUCACUCCGACCUGUGUUGUAGGUGAUACCUCGGUUCUCGUGGCAGUGGGAAUCUGCGGGACAUCACUUGCUGCUUAAUCGGCACCAGCCUGCGCACCAACUCUACCGCAUAAAACGAUACGCAGAUCAGGGCGAGUGCACCCUAGUCCUUUCUAUUCUGUCAUACUUUUAC